Molecule: messenger RNA, 620 nt
Organism: Gadus macrocephalus (Pacific cod)
Lineage: Eukaryota; Metazoa; Chordata; Actinopteri; Gadiformes; Gadidae
Product: netrin receptor UNC5D-like
Exons: 5
Coding region: 9-620 (203 amino acids)
Cellular component (GO): cell periphery
Source: RefSeq, a predicted model, not a curated record
AUGUAUGUAUGUACCUCCUUAGUGUGUGUAUGGACGUCUCCCCCUCUCAUGUCUCCCUGUGUGUUGCAGUGGACGGCGGCUGGGGCCCGUGGAGCCUGUGGACGGCGUGCGGCGUGGACUGCGGGCGCCAGCGGAGCCGGGACUGCGCCGAGCCCGAGCCGCGGCACGGGGGCCGGCCCUGCGACGGUCCCGGGCUGGGGGGCGACAACUGCACCGGGGGCCUCUGCAUACAGAAUGGAAAGCUGCUUCAUGACAUCAAGCCACAAGAGGUGGAGAGCAGCAGUGACGUGGUGCUGUACUCUGGGCUGAGUGCGGGGGUCCUGAUGGUGGUGGUCCUGAUCGUGGUGGUCACUCUCUACCAGAGGAGCUACAGCGAGUACAGCGUGGACGUCAUCGACUCCUCCGCCCUCACCGGCGGCUUCCAGUCCUUCACCUACAAGACGUCCCGCCAAGUGUGGUCAGGAAACCCCCUCCUGAUGAACUCGUCCAUGCAGCCUGACCUGAGCGGGUCGUGGACCUACACCAGCCCCAUGUGCUUUCAGGACUCCAUGGACAAGGAGCUGAUGGCCGACCACUCUCUGCUGGACCCGCUGCCCGACAUCAUGGUCAAAGUUCCCUAG